Messenger RNA from Helianthus annuus (common sunflower), 801 nucleotides. Its product is annotated as superoxide dismutase [Cu-Zn] 2. Gene Ontology annotation, molecular function: superoxide dismutase activity; copper ion binding. The record is from RefSeq and is a predicted model, not a curated record. The coding region runs from base 77 to 550 and encodes 157 amino acids. NCBI's taxonomy places the organism in Eukaryota, Viridiplantae, Streptophyta, Magnoliopsida, Asterales, Asteraceae. Gene Ontology annotation, biological process: removal of superoxide radicals. The transcript is spliced from 7 exons.
AAUAAUAAAACGAAAUGAUAAUGAAGCGGAUUCGGUGGAAGUGCAGAAACGGUGAAGAAAGCAGAUAACCGGAAAAAUGGGUGGUUUGAAAGCGGUUGCAGUCAUCACCGGCAGCGACAACUCCGUCAAAGGAUCUCUUCACUUUCUUCAGGAAUCCAAUGGGGUAACUCAAGUGAGAGGUAAGAUCUCAGGGCUUAAACCAGGUCCUCAUGGCUUCCAUAUUCAUGCUCUUGGUGAUACCACCAAUGGCUGCAAUUCAACUGGACCUCAUUUCAAUCCGUUGAACAAAGAACACGGAGCUCCUUGGGAUGAUACACGCCACGCGGGUGAUUUGGGCAACGUUAUUGCCGGCCAAGAUGGGGUUGCUGAGGUAUCUAUUGAUGAUAAAAAUAUUCCACUAAGCGGGCAAUAUUCGAUUUUGGGGAGGGCAGUUGUUGUACAUGCUGAUCCUGAUGAUCUGGGGAGAGGUAAUCAUCAACUUAGCAAGACAACAGGAAAUGCCGGUGCUAGAAUUGGUUGUGGUGUUAUUGGGCUUCAAUCUUCAGUGUAAAGCUAGCAAUCAGGCUCAUUUACGCUUUGUAUAACAUGCAUUUACUUCUUAAUCAUGUUAUGAGGUCUAAAUAUUAACUAUAGAAGCAUGUUUGGUAUAUACUUUCCUGGUAUGUUUCUGUGAAUUCAAAGUUAUUUCGGUUGUAUUAGUAUAUAAACUUGAGAUAAUAAAACGUGUCAACAAUUAAACGCUACUAGCGUAGUGGUGCCACCAUUAAUCUCCGCCACCCAGUGGCAGAUCCAUGAUUUUUA